This is a messenger RNA of Dermacentor silvarum, 1243 nucleotides long. Its product is annotated as carbohydrate sulfotransferase 8. Gene Ontology annotation, molecular function: sulfotransferase activity. The coding region runs from base 158 to 1141 and encodes 327 amino acids. Gene Ontology annotation, cellular component: membrane. NCBI's taxonomy places the organism in Eukaryota, Metazoa, Arthropoda, Arachnida, Ixodida, Ixodidae. The transcript has 3 exons. The record is from RefSeq and is a predicted model, not a curated record. Gene Ontology annotation, biological process: carbohydrate biosynthetic process.
AAGGAGUGCACAUGCGACGUGUUAGGGCUAUAGAGAGGUAGUGAUGCUUUGACAUUUCUCUCCGGUGGUUUUGCGUGCCUUCGUUGGCUUGCGAACUUAAAACGUUAUAGCUCACUCGUUUAAGUAAACAUCAGCUGCCGUAAUUAAGGGGCGCUCGAUGUUCCAUUUCCUAAAGGUUCGUUCGUCGAAAGUGCACUUUCUUGCAGCAGCGUCAUGCUUAGUUGUGGUAGUGCACUUGUCCCAAGUGAAAGCACCGCCGUGGAGAAGCAUCGAAACUGACAAGUCAUCUACCGUCGUCAACGACGACAACGACGCUAGGAGAUCGAGAAUCAAGUCGGUGUGCGAGAGGCACCGUUCGUACCUACCGCUGCAGCGCCCCACUCCUGGUCUUGGCACAAACCUUCCUAGCCGAACGACUAUGCAGUGCGACCCGGGCCAGUGCCCGCUGUUUGUGGACGACUCGCGUUCGCUGGCCUUCUGCUUUAUCGCCAAGGUGGCGUCGACCAGCUUGAAAGGUAUUUUCGCGCCGCUUCUCAACGUCACGGUGGUCGGAAACGGCUCCGACGCCCUGCACUGGUCGUUCCACUACCAGACUCUCCGGUUUGGUCCCAGAACUCUCCUGCAGGGCGAACGAAGUCAUUACACGAAGGUGCUGUUCGUGAGGCAUCCGUUCGAGCGGCUCGUGUCCACCUACAUCGACAAGGCGCUCAGGGGUCCCGUGGAGAUGGCGUGGGCCUACAAUAUCUACUGGUACAAGAUCCCCGGAGUGUAUGCCGAGCAGCGUAGCCCGACGUUCUCGGAGUUCGUGGAAUUUGUGCUCUCUACAACUGCGGAGAGCGCGGACGUGCACUGGUCUCCGUAUUACGCGCGGUGCCAGCCCUGCCUCCUGGACUACGACUUCAUCGGCAAGCUGGAGACAGCGGGCAGGGACUUCCCGCUCUUCUUCUCCCUCGCGGGCAUCGAAGGGAAGGCGGACGUUCUUGGUCACGACAACAGUAGGCACACAGUGAGCGGGAUCAACGCGACAGACGCGAAGCACUACUUCAAGCAGCUGUCGUUCCACCAGGUCAUGAGACUGUACGCCUGGUACUUUUAUGACUUCGAGCUGUUCGACUACGACUUCAGGGACUAUUUGCCGUAGCCCAUAAGGGAGGGAGGGAAAGAAAGAUGGGCAGGAAACGAAGGAAACACCGACGAACGCACGGACGGACAGUCAGAUUAAACUCAACGUUCAUGUACAGAG